This is a messenger RNA of Lodderomyces parapsilosis, 1965 nucleotides long. RefSeq lists its product as uncharacterized. The transcript has a single exon. The coding region runs from base 1 to 1965 and encodes 654 amino acids. The record is from RefSeq and is a predicted model, not a curated record. NCBI's taxonomy places the organism in Eukaryota, Fungi, Ascomycota, Pichiomycetes, Serinales, Debaryomycetaceae. Gene Ontology annotation, molecular function: GTP binding. Gene Ontology annotation, cellular component: mitochondrion.
AUGAUGCUACGACUGUUAUUGAAAACUCCAGUUUCCACUUCCUUUCUUCAUACAUUCAUAAGAAGACAAUCAAACAUCGCAUUACCAUUUUUGUACAAAUUAGAGCCAAAGUGUCGGUCAUGUGGAAUUCGAUUACAAACUACUGAUCCCACAAAGCCUGGUUACUUUAUUCAACCAAAGAAUGAAGCCACGUCUAAAUCAAAUGAUAAAAAGUAUAUUAAACACGAGAACCAAGUGUUUGAUAAGUUGAAAAAUGAAUUACCUCCAGAGGAGCAGGAAUUAUUACUAAGUAACACAUUUACUACAAAUCCACCAGAAAAGAAGCAAGAUGCUUUCUCUUGCUCCUCUUCUUCUUCUUCUUCUUCUUUUUCCUCCUCAGUUAAUCAGGAUGGUGAAACUGUACGUCAAGUAAUUGAGAAAUUGUAUACGGUUGAACCAGACGAAAAUAGCCAUGAUUGUAUUCGAUGUCGACAAAUGACAUACAAUUCCAACUACGAAAUGGAUUCGAAAAAUUAUCCCAUUGAUCAACUAAAUCAUGUUCUAAACAACAUCCCCAUUGACUCACCAGUGGUUUAUUUAUUCAGUGCUAGUGAUUUCCCCAUGGGUAUCAAUCCCGAUAUUUUCAAUUAUCGUCAACCUCAAUAUGUAUACUUCAUCAUGACCAAGACUGAUAAUUUAAUUGAAAAGACUAAAGAGGCGUCACAAAAUUACACCAAACAAUUUAUUCAAGAUUAUUUAUACAUCAAAUAUGGAGUGCCUCGCAACCAUGUUUUCAUAUCACUGGGUAAAAAUAAUUGGUCAUGUCAACAAUUGUAUCAUUUCAUACCUAAUGGAUCCUACAUUAUAGGUAACGCCAAUUGUGGUAAAUCAACACUAAUCAAGAGCCUUUUACUUGAUGAAGAAUUGCAAAAGAAAAAACAGUUGCAAUUGAAUAGUAAACAUGAAAAUGUCAAAUUGCCACCAAGUUUGAUCAAUAAAGUGAAACAAAAAUUUGUCACGUCAUUUAUGAAUAAAGUCGGUCCUGGAAUUUCAUAUUUACCGGGGUUCACUCGUGAUAUCAUCCCCGUGGAAAUCGGGUUGAAAUUGGUUUAUGACGUACCAGGAUUCAAUUCGGAUUCCAAAACCAUGCACAAAUUAUACGAUUCAUUUAAAUCUUCAAAAGAUAUUCAUCGGUUAAUUAAAGGCGCAUCAACAUUUACCAAAGGAUUGUACAAGUCACCUUAUGUGACCAUCAAAGGACCUCAAGUUGUCAAUUUGGAAGGGUUGGGGUUUUUACAGUUACCUAGAAGCGCCAUAUACCAGUUGCGUAAUGUCACCAAUAUCCAACCACAUAUAUUCAGUAAUAUACACAAAGUUGACACAUUAUUGCAGAAUGGAGUACCACAACCACUACAAAAUAAAUUCGCCAUCAACAUCAAUGGCAAAACACUUCUAGACUACAACAAGUUUCUAAUCCCACCAUUUUAUGGAACUAUUGAUCUAGUGUUUGAAAACUUCGGAUAUCUCAACUUGAAACCAGUUGGCGGCAAACAUACCAAUGAACUAAUCAAAUUGUACUUGUUCCCUGGUGUUAAAGCAAUUGUUCGUGAUCCUAUAACUAAUUAUAUUGCAAAGACGUUUAGUGGAUUGGACAAAUAUGGACAACCGGUGCCCAAGCAAGAUUAUUUUAAAAAGAGUAGGUUUCGAUUGACACGAUUCAAGAAUGAGCAUCCGAUUUAUUCACAAUUGUGUCCCGCGGUGGGGAAGAGCGAUGAAAACGGAGGCUCUGCUAUUGAAAGUCCUGAUGAAGAUGAUUAUGAUGACGAGUACAUGAAGAAAAAAGUUCGUGAUGAUGAGUAUAGACAAUUGAAUGAAUGGGUGGGAAACAGUAAAAGAGAUGAUGGCGAUGAUAAGUUGAGUCUGGUGCUGUAUGAUGAUGAUUAUGUUAUGCAGGAUCAAACAAAGUUUAACUUUUGGAAACAGUGA